Papilio polytes (common Mormon) is the source of this 3823-nucleotide messenger RNA. RefSeq names its product intersectin-2 (gene Dap160). NCBI's taxonomy places the organism in Eukaryota, Metazoa, Arthropoda, Insecta, Lepidoptera, Papilionidae. The transcript has 26 exons. Gene Ontology annotation, molecular function: protein binding; molecular adaptor activity; calcium ion binding. Gene Ontology annotation, biological process: endosomal transport; clathrin-dependent synaptic vesicle endocytosis. Gene Ontology annotation, cellular component: cytoplasm; clathrin-coated pit; intracellular vesicle. The record is from RefSeq and is a predicted model, not a curated record. The coding region runs from base 118 to 3705 and encodes 1195 amino acids.
UUUGACAAUUCUCUCCGGAUCAAUACAAAAUCCGACUUUCGAUUCGAUAUCUUUGACUCUCACCCAUUUAUUCAAGGGGCGUUUUACUUGUAGAAGACUAUUAUCUAAUCAGAAACGAUGGCAGGAGACCCUUGGGUUAUCCAACCACACGAGCAUGCGAAGUUUGCCGAGCACUUCCGCAACCUGGGACCCAUCAAUGGCACCCUCACUGGAGAGCAAGCAAAGAGAUUCAUGUUACAAUCCCAAUUACCUCCACCGAUACUCGGCCAAAUCUGGUCUUUGGCGGACACUAAUGCAGAUGGGAAACUAGAUCUUAAAGAGUUCUCUAUCGCUUGUAAGAUAAUCAACCUCAAACUCCAUGGUAUUGAAAUACCUAAAGUUUUACCACCAUCUUUACUCGCUUCUCUAAGUCCUACAGGACCUAAACAAUUCGCCCCACCAGCAAAACCCCCCAUCCCUCCAAUGCCAACUAUCCCACCCCAAUCUCAACAAUUAAUCUCAGGUUUACCAACUCAACCAAUCCCAUCCGCACAACCAAUCCAAUCCAACCAAUCUCUACUCGGAGAUUUCGGUUCUCAACCAUUAAUCAACACAGGCCCAUCAGCACCACAACCUUCACCUGUCAUCCAACAAAAACCAUCCGUACCGGACCUAAUUUCCGGUGUAAAACCACCACAAACACAACCAUUGAUAUCUAACCAACCAUUAAUCCCAACCGCAUCGAUCAAUCAACCAUUAAUAAGUCAAACUCAACCAACAACAUCCCAACCAUUAACAACUCAACCAUUAAUAGGUUCUCAACCGAUAAUCGGCUCUCAACCAAUUAUAGGUUCAACUCAACCAUUAAUCCCAAUGUCGGAAACUCAAUCACUCAUCAAUACAGCCCCAAUUCAACCAACCCAACCAUUAGUUGGAACGAUUCAACCACUUAUUGGUCCAACUCCACUCAUCCCAUCAUCUCAACCCCAACCGAUACCAACCGGGACUACAAUUGGUUCAACAAUUAGUAGCCCUCCUAAAACUAGUGAUGCGGUCGCGGGUUCGAUUCCAAAUCAACCGGUGACAUCCACACCUAUUACAGCUGUCAAAAGUGAUUCCUUUUCUAAACCUGGUUCUUUAGUAGGAAGUCCAGCGGAAUCCCCAAUGGGGGUGAUGACACCCCCUCCCGCUGUGGAAUGGGGGAUACCACAACCGCAGAAACUUAAAUACACUCAGUUGUUUAACGUAACCGACCGCGCGAAGACUGGGUGGGUGUCGGGGGCGCAGGCGCGGGCUCUGAUGCUGCAGUCGCGGCUGCCGCAGCCCGCGCUGGCACAGAUAUGGGCACUCGCUGAUCUGGACGCUGAUGGGAAACUUGGCUGCGAGGAAUUUGUUUUAGCUAUGUAUUUGUGUGAGAGAGCGACUCAUGGAGAUCCUGUGCCCGCUAAGUUACCACCUGAACUUAUACCUCCCACCUUCAGACGUGAAUCAGUAACAAGCACGAGUAGCGCGAAGUCCUACGAAGAGAGAAGACGAGAGAAUAUGGCAAGAGGACAAGCAGAGUUAGAAAGAAGGAGAUCGCAAUUAGCUGACGCUCAUAUGAAAGAAAAGGCUGAAAGAGAACGUAAAGAGAGAGAAGAAGCCGAGAAGAGAGAGAAGUUGCGUCUAGAAGCUCAGAAGAAAGAGCAAGAAGAGUUAUUGCGUAAACAGAAAGAAGAACAGGAGAAAAGAGAAUCGGCAAGAAAAGAGAUGGAAAGACAAUGCCAGUUGGAAUGGGAAAAGAAAAGGACUAGAGAACUCGAGGCCCUAAGGGCGGAUGAACAAGCCAAAGUGUUAGCACUGAAGGCCCGUAGUGCGACCCUAAGUGCAUCCUUAGGGGCCGCCGCGCAAAGAGCGUCAACUUUAGCCAAAUGUAUACGGGACACUCGCACCAGUGUCGCUGCCGCCAAGUGUACGAUCGACGGCAUGAGAUCGGAUCGUGACGCCAGUAUGUCUGAAAUGCAACAAUUAAAAACUAAAGUAAAAGAAUUGAAUGCGAAACAGAUAUCUUUGAAUAAAGAGAAAGCGGAAUUAGAAGCUAAGGCUAAAAUGUCGGAAGGUGCGGGAGAAGAUGGUAAAUUAAAUAUGAUGGAGGUAACUUUGAAACAACUUAAAGAUAAGGUGGAAGCAGCUAAAGUGUUGGUAGAGACAAAGAAAUCUGAUUUAGACAGUAAUCAGAAGCAAUUGUCAGAUUUAACUGACACAGUCACACAGUUAGGUGACAAAUGUGAGAGAGUGUGGAAGAUGUAUGAGGAGAAGAGAAGAGAGUUUGUCGAGAAGAGAAGUACAGCGCCUGCUGAACAAGCUUGGAAUGCUGAUGCAGAAUGGGGUGCAAACGAAGAUGCUUGGGGUGGUACUGAAGACGCGUGGGGUGACGCCGCCUCUACCAAUGCUACGGAGGUAGUGUCAACUAGCUCCGCCCCUCGUUGGAGAUGUGUUUAUGAGUUUAACGCAAGAACUGCUGAUGAAUUGAGCUUGCAGCCCGGAGAUUUGGUAAGUGAGGCGACCGCGCCUAGGGCUGAUGCCGAGCCUGGUUGGCGUUGGGGUACAGCCAGAGGCCAAUCAGGGUGGUUCCCCGAGUCUUAUGUUGAAGAUAUAAACGCAGCUGCCUCUUAUGUAGAACCAAUGGAUACGAUGGAAACUAAAACACAACUAGAAGGUAUAGCGGAAGUUCCUGAAGCGGAAAUAACCAAUGAUUUAGGAGGCGCUAUCCCUAUAGUUGAAGGAGGCGACUUCUAUAUCGCGGCAUAUCCUUACGUAUCUUCUGAACCUGGAGACCUCACUUUCGAGGCAGGGGAGAGGAUAGAAGUGUUGAGGAGAGAUGGAGACUGGUGGACCGGCAGGAUUGGGAACAGGAAUGGUAUCUUCCCAUCUAAUUACGUAACAAAAGAUACGAUAUCAUCAAGUGAACCGAUAUCAACGAUCCCUGAAGCAGCGGAGCCCGCCCUUGAUACUGACGCCCCUGUUGACAAUCAGCCCAUUGACGCCCCGCCCAUUGACAGCCAGCCCAUUGACACCCAGCCCAAAGACGCCCCGCCCUUAGCGGCAGUCAAUGAUACUGACUUUGUACCUACAUCUCCACCUGUACAAGAGCAGAAAUCUUCAACCCCUAUAUCAUCGGAGGUAGCCGCGAUCACGGAGUCGGCGGCGGCCGCGCCCUCCCCGCGCCCCUCCUCCGUCACCCGCAGGGACUCCGCCCGCGACUCCGGCCGGGACUCCGGCCGCGACUCCGUCACUGGUCGGAAAAAGAACGAAAUAGCACAAGCUAUCGCGUCAUAUACUGCUACGAGCUCGGAGCAGCUGUCGCUGCAGAAGGGGCAGUUGCUAGUGGUCCGUAAGAAAGCGGACAGCGGCUGGUGGGAAGGGGAAUUACAAGCUAAGGGAAGGAACAGGCAGGUUGGCUGGUUCCCUGCCAGCUAUGUCAAGGUACUCCAAUCGUCCGGCAGGACGUCCGGACGUACGACACCGGUGUUAUCCAAAAUGGAUACAGUGCCAUCGGAGACUGUCAUCGAUAAGGUCAUAGCGUUGUAUCCAUACACAGCUCAGAAUGCUGAUGAGUUGAGUUUCGAGAAGGAUGACAUUAUAGCUGUGACUGACAGGAGCCAGGAUCCGGCGUGGUGGCAAGGCGAACUUCGUGGUAUGACAGGGCUCUUCCCAAGCAACUAUGUCACCAAACUUGUUAAUUAAUUACAUUUACAUUAAAAAGUUCAAGUAGCUUCAUUACUCUUACAUACAUACAAGAAAAAUUACACUGUUUUCUCAAAUUAAUAAUGACCAUAACAUAUAAUGAGAGUAAAUAAAUGUU